AUGGGGCUACUAUUUUCGAAGUUGUACAAUCUCUUUUCUACAUUGCCACAAGCAAGAAUUUUAAUGGUGGGUCUGGAUGCUGCAGGGAAGACGACGAUUUUAUACAAAAUAAAAUUGAACGAAACUGUGUCAACAAUUCCGACAAUUGGUUUCAACGUCGAGACGGUAUGUCCUAUGAAGGGCGUACAAUUUACUGUCUGGGACGUUGGAGGUCAGGAAAAGAUAAGAAGACUUUGGAAACACUAUUAUCAAAAUACCGACGGAUUAAUAUUUGUCGUGGAUAGUUCAGACGUUUGCCGAAUGGAGGAGGCAAAGGAGGAACUGAUGAACAUUUUAGAAGAUGACGCGAUGAAACACGUUCCUGUCCAAAUUAUUGCCAAUAAACAGGAUUUACCAGGAGCACUGAAACCGUAUGAAAUUGUUGAAAGAUUGUCUUUGAAUAAACUGUUAACAAGCAACCAGUGGCAUGUUCAAGGUGCAUGCGCGCCCCAAGGGGAGGGUCUUUACGAAGCACUCGACUCCAUGGGCUCCAUGGUCAAGCAGUCAAGAAAACGACAGUUUUGA
Molecule: messenger RNA, 564 nt
Organism: Helobdella robusta
Lineage: Eukaryota; Metazoa; Annelida; Clitellata; Rhynchobdellida; Glossiphoniidae
Exons: 4
Coding region: 1-564 (187 amino acids)
Biological process (GO): intracellular protein transport; vesicle-mediated transport
Cellular component (GO): plasma membrane; cytoplasm
Molecular function (GO): GTP binding; GTPase activity
Source: RefSeq, a predicted model, not a curated record